AGGCAAGUAAAAGCCGCUUCUCUCUCUCUCUCUCUCUCUCUCUCUCUCUGCCUGCCUUUUUUACUGUUCCGCCGGCAGCAGCGAAGCUCUUGAGCUCAGAUCGCCUUCAUACUCUCCCAGGGCUUUCAUCAAACACCUGAUCUCCAGAUAAGAGAGAGAAGAGAUGAAUGCCGUUGGGAGACAGAUGCAGCGAUCUUCAACUUCUGCCCACCACCAGCGCCAAUACUCAGACAAUUUCUCCGAAGCCUCUUCCAAUAACAGCAAAUGGCUCCAAUCCGCGGGCCUCCAACACCUCCAAUCCUCCACCGCCGCUGCCGCCGCUUCUCUUCCACAGAACUAUUCGAGGAUGUUCCGUAGCGUGCAGCAGCGGAGCAAUGGAAGCGGGGAACUUUUCUCUGAGCCGUCGACACCUCCUAUUUGCUCCCGAUCGUCGAGCCAGCGGAAAAAUGGGGAGGAGGAUUAUGUUUCACCGAGUGAGCUUAGCCCUGGGAUCUUGGAUCUGCACUCGUUUGACACUGAGCUCCUCUCGGAUAUACCGGUUCCCGGUCCAUACAAUGGCUUUUCCUCCUUCCAUUCUUCUCGAGGUGGAAGCUUUGAUGCUUCUGAACUGGGAUUUUCGUCCAACAAGCAGAUGAACAAACCUCCUCGUGGGGUGCCAGAAAAUUAUCUUCUGAAGAGUUUUUCAGCGGAUAGAGAAAAGAGCGGUUCUGUUGCCAAGAUUAAAGUUGUGGUUCGUAAGAGGCCCCUUAACAAAAAGGAAGUAUCAAAGAAAGAGGAAGACAUCAUUACAAUAGAACCCAAUUCCAAUUUUCUUACAGUUCACGAGACUAAACUGAAGGUCGAUCUAACAGAGUAUGUUGAGAAACAUGAAUUUGUUUUUGAUGCGGUGCUUGAUGAAGAGGUUUCGAAUGAUGAAGUAUAUCGUGAGACUGUGGAGCCCAUUGUUCCAGCAAUUUUUCAACGGACCAAGGCAACUUGCUUUGCAUACGGACAAACAGGCACUGGAAAGACUUACACUAUGCAACCACUACCACUUAAAGCAUCGCAGGAUAUUCUAACAUUAAUGCACCAUGCUUAUCGAAAUCAAGGUUUUCAGUUGUUUGUCAGUUUCUUUGAGAUAUAUGGUGGGAAGCUUUUUGAUCUCCUAAAUGACAGGAGAAAGCUUUGCAUGAGGGAAGAUGGUAAACAGCAAGUUUGCAUUGUGGGUUUGCAAGAGUUUCGAGUAUCAAAUGUAGAGACAAUCAGGGAGUUAAUUGAGAGAGGAAAUGCUACAAGGAGUACAGGCACAACUGGUGCAAAUGAGGAGUCAUCACGCUCUCAUGCUAUACUUCAGCUUGUAAUCAAGAGGUCAGUUGAUGGCAGUGAAUCGAAGCCUCCUCGCAUAGUUGGAAAGCUCUCCUUCAUAGAUCUUGCUGGUAGCGAACGUGGUGCAGAUACCACAGAUAAUGAUAAGCAGACCAGAAUUGAAGGUGCUGAGAUUAACAAAAGCUUGCUUGCGCUGAAGGAAUGUAUUCGAGCUCUUGACAAUGACCAGAAUCAUAUUCCUUUCAGAGGGAGUAAGCUGACUGAAGUUCUAAGGGAUUCGUUUGUUGGAGACUCGCGUACUGUUAUGAUAUCUUGCAUUUCCCCAAAUUCAGGCUCAUGUGAACACACUCUUAACACAUUAAGAUAUGCUGAUAGGGUUAAAAGCCUUUCGAAAGGGAGCAACUCAAAGAAGGAUCUUCUGUCUACAUCCUUAAAUCUAAGAGACUCGACUACUCUGCCCUUGUCUUCAGUUUUUCCUACAGUUUCCACCUUUGAGGGUAACAGUGUUGAUGUAUCUAAAGAAACCAACAGAUUUGGGUGGUCUAAACAAAUCGAAACAGAAUCCUCUCUACCAUUUAUCCUGGACCGUAGCCGUGGUGGUAGGGAAGAAGCGCACUUAGGUUCUGGAUAUGCAGAUUAUACCAAGGAACAGAGAGGUAGAGGUUAUACAACUGGAGAGGAGUUUGAUUUCUCCCAGGAGUUGUAUGGGCAAGAGAAACCAUCAUGGAAGAUGAAGCCAGAGACGUUCCCAGUCUUGGCUUCAGAGGAUAAGCCUAGGAAAGUUGAUGUCCAGGCAAAGUGGAAAGACCUGUCGGAUAUGGAUGCAAAUAGUUCAUAUGCGGAUGAUGAUUUGAAUGCCCUGUUGAAGGAAGAGGAAGAUCUUGUGGUGGCUCAUCGGAGCCAAGUGGAGGAGACGAUGGACAUUGUUAGGGAGGAGAUGAAGCUGUUGGUAGAGGCAGACCAACCUGGCAAUCAGCUGGAUGAAUACAUCUCUAAAUUAAAUGCCAUUCUUUCACAGAAGGCUGCAGGAAUCCUAAAUUUGCAGACGCGUUUGGCCAAUUUCCAGAAGCGUUUGAAUGAAUACAAUGUUUUUGUAUCUUCUGCAGGCCAGUGAUUUUACUGGUGUUUGCUGUUCGAAGCUACUUGCCUGCAUUAUGGUGGUUGAAGAUUAUCUCAUGCAAUAUCUAUUCUUGCUAUAUAUUAGCAAACCAAUGUUGAUUGGUGCUGAUUUGCAAUGUGGGUGGUAGUAUCCUUCGAAACGUCAACAUCUCAUGGUUGAUUCUCGAAGGCUGUGGGGGAUUCAACGUGCUGGUUGAGUCAUUGAUUGUUCAAUUAACCGGUUUUUGUUUGGGUAAGUUGGUAUUAUCGAUUCAAUUGAAGGGAUUACAGUUUAUUUAUUAAAGUUCAUUUGUUGUUAUUUGUGGCUACUGUUGUCAAAGUAAACUAUGAUAUGUGCAUAUUGGCAUUAUUUUGUAAACCUCUGCAAGAUUGUAAUGAUAGGUAAAACCAAAACCAACACCUCUUUCGGAUGCUAA
This is a messenger RNA of Magnolia sinica, 2840 nucleotides long. RefSeq names its product kinesin-like protein KIN-13B. Gene Ontology annotation, molecular function: microtubule binding; ATP binding; microtubule motor activity. Lineage: Eukaryota; Viridiplantae; Streptophyta; Magnoliopsida; Magnoliales; Magnoliaceae. Gene Ontology annotation, biological process: microtubule-based movement. The record is from RefSeq and is a predicted model, not a curated record. The coding region runs from base 164 to 2419 and encodes 751 amino acids. The transcript has 12 exons.